This is a messenger RNA of Nicotiana tabacum (common tobacco), 3290 nucleotides long. Lineage: Eukaryota; Viridiplantae; Streptophyta; Magnoliopsida; Solanales; Solanaceae. The record is from RefSeq and is a predicted model, not a curated record.
AAAGCAUAACAGUAACAACCCCUCCGGUUGUAAGUGUCUGAACGCUAAGACGACGUCGUUGCAUGUGGACUGCGAAUUGAAAUCGUAGACAAAUCAAUCAGAAGAAAGACAGAAGCAAAAAAAGAAUGGUGCACAGUGCCUACGAUUCCUUCGAACUCCUCAAUAAUUGUCCCACAAAAAUCGAUGCCAUCGAAUCAUACGGCUCAAAUUUACUCAUCGCCUGUUCCGAUGGAUCGCUCCGCGUUUACGGUCCGGAAUCCGCUGUUUCCGAUCAAUCUCCGCCGUCCGAUUUCCACUCCCAAACCUUAGGGCUUCAUCAAGAGCGAUACGUGCUUGAAAGAAGUGUGAAUGGAUUCUCCAGAAGACAAAUGCUGGCUAUGGAAGUUCUCGUAUCGCGAGAACUUCUGCUUUCUCUCUCGGAGUCCAUAGCGUUCCAUCGGUUGCCCAAUUUGGAGACUUUGGCUGUGAUAACUAAGGCUAAAGGUGCAAAUGUAUACUCAUGGGAUGAUAAAAGAGGGUUUCUUUGCUUCGGCAGGCAAAAGAGAGUUUGUAUUUUCAGACAUGACGGGGGAAGGGGAUUUGUGGAGGUGAAAGAAUUCGGGGUCCCUGACACAGUCAAGUCGAUGUCAUGGUGUGGUGAGAAUAUUUGCUUGGGGAUUAGAAGAGAGUACAUGAUAUUGAAUACCACCAAUGGUGCAUUGUCUGAGGUGUUUCCUUCAGGGAGGAUCGCCCCACCUCUUGUGGUGUCUCUUCCCUCCGGAGAACUUCUUUUGGGAAAGGAUAAUAUUGGUGUCUUAGUUGACCAAAAUGGCAAGUUGAUUCAAGAGGGGAGGGUUUGUUGGUCCGAGGCUCCUGCAGCUGUUGUUAUUCAGAAUCCCUAUGCAAUAGGUCUCUUACCACGGCAUGUUGAGAUACGUUCUCUUCGUGUUCCUUAUCCUUUAAUUCAAACAGUUGUCCUUCGGAAUGUUCGCCGUGUUGUUCGAAGCAACAAUGCUGUUAUUGUUGCUCUUGAUUAUUCUGUUUUUGGCUUUUUUCCUGUUCCUCUGGGUGCACAGAUUGUACAACUAACAGCAUCUGGAAACUUUGAGGAAGCCUUGGCUUUGUGCAAAUUGCUACCGCCAGAAGAUUCAAGUCUUAGAACUGCAAAGGAGCAAUCGAUUCAUAUAAGGUCAUUCCCCCGACCCUGCCUGAAUGUCUANGCCACAGCUGAGGGAACUGAGGAGGUGGUUUCAGAUGCUGUAGGAGAUAAUUUCAUUUCCUAUGGAACUAGCCGGUCCAAAAAACCAACCAAGGGAAGAACCCAUGCUCCAAUCACUUCCGUCGCUAGGGAUAUGGCUGCUAUUCUGGACACUGCACUUCUUCAAGCUCUACUUUUAACUGGACAGUCCUCAGCUGCUACAGAUUUUCUGAAAGCCCUCAACUAUUGUGAUGUGAAAAUAUGCCAGGAGUUCCUGCAGAAAAGAAUGCAGUAUGCUUGUCUGCUAGAACUUUAUAGAAGCAACUCAAUGCAUCGUGAAGCACUGAAACUUCUCCAUCAAUUGGUAGAAGAGUCGAAGUCAGAGCAAAUUCCUUUAGAGCUUUCAACGAAAUUCAAGCCUGAUAUGAUCAUUGAAUAUCUCAAACCCCUUUGUGCAACAGACCCCAUGCUUGUCCUGGAGUUCUCACUGCCUGUUCUUGAAAGCUGUCCUAUGCAAACCAUUGAGCUAUUCUUGUCUGGUAACAUUCCAGCAGACUUGGUGAACUCUUACUUAAAACAGCAUGCUCCAAACAUGCAGGCGACAUAUCUGGAACUCAUGCUUGCCAUGAAUGAAAAUAGCAUCUCCAGGAAUCUGCAGAAUGAAAUGGUGCAAAUUUAUCUCUCGGAAGUGCUUGAUUUGUAUGCUGAACUUAACACCCAGCAAAAGUGGGAUGAGAAAACAUAUUCUCCGACAAGGAAAAAGCUAUUGUCUGCUUUGGAGAGUAUCUCUGGAUAUAACCCAGAGGUGCUGCUGAAGAGACUUCCACCAGAUGCUUUGUAUGAAGAACGAGCAGUUCUGUUGGGGAAAAUGAAUCAACAUGAACUUGCGUUGUCUAUUUAUGUGCACAAGCUUCACGUUCCUGAACUUGCACUGUCCUAUUGUGAUCGGGUGUAUGAUUCAGGACUUCAACAACAUUCAGCAAAAUCAUAUGGAAACAUUUACCUGACUCUACUGCAAAUCUAUCUAAAUCCUACGAAGACAACGAAAAAUUUUGAGAAGAAAAUUACUAAUCUGGUAUCAUCUCAGAGCCCUGGGAUUCCAAAAGUUGGUUCAGGAACUACAGCAAAGAUAAAAGGAGGCCGCUCCAAGAAAAUUGCUGAAAUUGAGGGCGCUGAGGACAUUCGAUUCAGUCCAAGUGGCACUGACAGUGGUAGGAGUGAUGGAGAUAUGGAAGAUGCUGCUGAAGAAGGAGAUUCUACUAUUAUGCUAGAUCAAGUUCUUGAUCUUUUGAGCAGAAGGUGGGAUCGGAUCCAUGGGGCCCAAGCUCUGAAACUACUGCCAAGGGAUACGAAGCUACAGAAUUUGCUUCCAUUUCUUGGACCUCUUCUGAGGAAAUCCAGUGAAGCGUAUCGGAACUUUUCUGUGAUAAAAAGCUUGAGAGAAAGUGAAAACCUACAGGUCAAAGAUGAACUGUAUAACCAAAGAAAGGCAGUCUUGAAGAUCACAAGUGAUAGCUUGUGUUCUCUCUGCAACAAGAAGAUCGGCACCAGUGUCUUUGCAGUCUAUCCUAAUGGCAAGACAAUUGUGCACUUUGUUUGCUUUAGAGAUUCACAGAAUAUGAAGGCAGUUGGAAGAGGCUCUCAGAUGAGGAAAAGAUGAUAAUGAGAAGUUAGAUUUGGAUUAACUGAGUUUUCUGGGUUGCUUUUAUGUGGCAUUGAUCGCAGUUCUCCUUGUUAGUACCGUUUAACAUAUUCUGCGGCUUUAAGUUUUAAGUUGCCAUUUAUUCCUAAAAGUAAACUUCUGUCUCCGUGUUUCUGGAAGUGUUCUGGUGUGUUUGCGUGAUUAUUGACUCAUUGACUGUAUACCAAGAGAUAUGAAACGUGCUGGUGGUACACACGUGCAAGCAAGAAUGUUUCUCACAAGGGAAUGUGUAAUACACAUGUUGUAUAUUAUGUCAAACGUUGAAGUAAAAUCUGUGGUUGUGUAAUGUGAGUCUGUAUUGAAAAAGAUUGAAGCUAGUAUUGGAGGUGUUUAUAACUUAUUUAUGAAGAGUGUCUUUGAAUGCUGUGUUUGUACCAACUCAAUGUUCAAUUAAUAUGCAAUGAUACACAA